This is a messenger RNA of Actinia tenebrosa (Australian red waratah sea anemone), 2169 nucleotides long. Its product is annotated as N-acyl-phosphatidylethanolamine-hydrolyzing phospholipase D. Lineage: Eukaryota; Metazoa; Cnidaria; Anthozoa; Actiniaria; Actiniidae. Gene Ontology annotation, molecular function: N-acylphosphatidylethanolamine-specific phospholipase D activity; zinc ion binding. Gene Ontology annotation, biological process: N-acylethanolamine metabolic process; N-acylphosphatidylethanolamine metabolic process. Gene Ontology annotation, cellular component: membrane-bounded organelle; cytoplasm. The record is from RefSeq and is a predicted model, not a curated record.
CUGUGACACUGAACCAAAGGGAUCCCAUAAGAAGUGCUCAUAAUGUGAAGUUUGUCGCAAUCUUUAUAUUUCAAAGUUCCAUGCAAACGUCGUUACAAACAAAGUAGCUGUCAAGAUUUGGGUCAUAGCAGGACUUGGUUCUGCACUUUUACAAGGAUUACUCCGUCUAAAAAGGCAUAUAGCGAUGGCAGAAGGAAACACGGAAGAUAUAGAUGACAAAUAUAAAUCACGCCAAGAAAAUGGACGGUAUGUUAUCCCAUGGGAAGGAUCCAAGCGACCAUCCUUUGCGUCUGUUGUACGGUGGAAAAUGUUGGAUACAAAUAAAAGUGGUGUUGGCGGAGGUUGGUGGGACUUAUGGAGCUUUAAAAAAAAGGAGCUGGAUGAAAAUCUUCCUGUAUUAUCUCCAGACUUGGAUGCCUUAAAAAAAUCAAAGGCAAAUUGGGGGUUGCAAGUGACAUGGAUUGGCCAUGCUACAGUGCUUGUUCAAAUGGAUGGAUUAAAUAUCCUCACCGAUCCAGUCUUUAGUGACUACUGUGGGAUUUCUAGGAUGGCAGGUUAUAAUCGCUUCCGUCCAGUACCUUGUACAAUCGCAGACUUGCCUGAUAUUGAUGCUGUGAUCAUUAGCCAUAACCAUUAUGAUCAUCUAGAUAUUACAAGUGUUAAAGAACUGAAUGAAAGAUUUGGAGAAAAAACCCACUGGUUUGUACCGAUGGGAACUGGAGAAUGGAUGAAAGAAACUGGUUGCAAGAAUGUUGUUGAAUUGGAUUGGUGGCAACAUUGUGGACUCUCUUCUAAUCACAAGGGUAAAGAUGUCAAGUUUGUUUUCACACCCUCACAACACUGGUGCCGCAGAGGAGUUUUUGAUGAAAAUCUUGCUCUUUGGGGAAGUUGGUCUAUAAUUGGACCUGAACACAGAUUCUUCUUUGGAGGAGAUACUGGAUACUGUGAUGUGUUCAAGGUGAUUGGUGAAAAGUAUGGCCCUUUUGAUUUGGCUGCCAUUCCUAUUGGAGCCUACAGUCCAAGGUGGUUCAUGAAAUUUCAGCAUGUAGAUCCUCAAGAGGCUGUUGUCUUGCACAAAGAUCUGAAAGCAAAAAACUCUCUUGCCAUUCACUGGGGGACAUUUGCACUUGCUCACGAGCACUACAUGGAACCAGCCAAGGAGCUGAGGGAAACUCUUAAGAAGGAAAAGAUUCCUGAUUCGGAGUUUUUUAUUCUCAAGCAUGGAGAAACAAAGAGACUUGCUUCACAAGAUUAAAUCAAUGUAGAUAGAUAGAUACUAGUUAGAAACAUUGGUUUAAAAAAAUGUAUAUAAACGUUUAGAAUGUUUUAAAAAACUAUCUUUCAAUCACUGUUCUCUGAAAAUAGAUAGUAAUGGUCCUAUCUCAGGUCUGAUUCACUUUUCAUUCCCUUGAAGAUAUUAAUUUAGUACAAAUCUAACUCAACCAUAUAAAUUUUUUCGUUAAUCUUUUCAUUUUAUUUCUUAAGGUCUUUUUUGUUUUAUUCUUUUCAUAACGGAAAUAGUCAGAUAGAAUGUGAAUAGUUUAUCUGACUUGACCACAAAAUCUUAUAAUUUUCUCAAGGGAAAUCGAUAUGGCAAGUGGUCUGAAAUGGGAAAACAGUGACUGAGUAUUAUUUUUUUAUUUCAUUGUAUCAUCACUCUAUUAUCCCAUAUAAGCAACUAUUGUAUUAUUUUCAAAUUUUCUUUCCUGUCCAAAUUAAAGAUUAAUUUGGAUCCUUUCCAUUCACAUUCUUUUGAGGGGAAACUAUGACUUAUGGAAUCAGCCUAGUAUAGUUUGGGAUGAUAUAAUUAAUCUGCAAUAGGACUACAUUUCUGUCCAAUUUGGAAAUAAUCGAAUUAAAAAAAUUCCUCUGUCUGCCAAAUUAGACUCGGCCUAUCAGGCUCUUCCAAUUUUGUCAGUCCUCAGAAUUUUUUCAUCCAAUUAUUUCCAAAUUGGACAGCAUGUAGUCCUAUUACCUAUACUUAUUGUCUUUGAUGAUUUUUUUUUAUAGAGAAAAUAGUUAGAUCAGAAUGUAAAUAGUUUAUUGAACAGAAUGUACCUUACACAUUGGUUCUAAUAUUAAACAUACAGUAUAGUAAUAAUAAAGUUCAUAUCAUGCAGAAAGAAUGGAUGUCAGGUGGGAUCAAAUAAAAAGGGAUCAAAACUCAAA